AGAGUGGUUUGUUCCUGUGGACGUGGUCUGUAGACGCUGCACUUCGGAAUAUGAAAGUGAGGAGAACGAAAGCAACAAGGAAGAAGUUUUCUUGAGCUUAUUUCGUUCCAGGUCUUUCACAGGUCCGGUUCAGGUUCCGGUUCGGUCCCAAAAUGGAGACGCUUUACCACCAAACUAACAAACAAAUCCAGGAAAUCCAGUCUCGUAUGGGGCAACUGGAGACGACAGAUCGACAGUCAGUGCACCUGGUUGAAAAUGAACUGCAGGCCAGAAUCGAGCAGGUCUUCAGUCAGCUGGAACGGCUUGAGAUGCUGGUCGGGAAAGAACCGCCAAACCGGCGGCAGAACGCCAAACUGCGUGUGGAGCAGCUGAAGUAUGAUGUGCAGCAUUUGCACUCAGCCCUGAAGAACUUCCAGCACAGACGAUACACACGCGAGGCUCAGGAGAAAGAAAGGGAGGAGCUCAUGAGUCGUACUUUCACCACCAACGAUGCAGAUACUUCCAUCCCCAUAGAUGACACUCUUCAGUUUAAUUCCAGUCUACACAAUGCACACAGAAACAUGGAUGACCUUCUCGGCUCCGGAUCAAGCAUUCUGAACGGUCUCCGCGACCAGAGAAGCACGCUGAAGGGUACUCAUAAGAAGAUGCUGGACGUGGCCAACAUGUUGGGUUUGUCCAACACGGUGAUGCGUCUGAUCGAGAAACGAGCCACUCAGGAUAAGUUUAUCAUGGUAGGCGGCAUGGUGAUCACCUGCGUCGUCAUGUUCCUGGUAGUCACGUACCUGAGCUGAACCUUCUUACCUGAAACGGACUAAAAGAGGAGCGGUGGUGGUGGUGUUAAUCCAGGUCCGAUUACUCCACAUUGGCUUGGGAUUAAAUCUCUUUGACUCCUGAGCUCAACUUUGUGAUAAACUGUUACUGUGUUCAAGCAGAUAUUUGAAAUGGAAAAUCUUGACGACUCUUCCUUCUCAGUUUUUUGUUUUUUCCUUCAAUCUAAAUUCUCAUCUCUAGUAUCCUGUUUAAGGAUGACUGAGAAAGAAAGAGACUUUCAUCAUUUAUCCAGAAUCAUCGGUGGGGGUUUUUUUCUCCCUUUCUUUCUUUCAUGUUGUUGUAUGUAUAUGUAAAAGAGUCAUUAAUGUGCUUUUAGUCUUUUGAAAGAAUGCCGCAGCUAAAAAUAAUUUAAAAUGGACCAGCACAUUCACAGGACUGUACACACUGCACUUUAUUGGGACCUUUCGUAGUUUGCGGUCAAAGCCGGGUUCUACAAGAUGUUGGAUAUGUUAAUUUGAAAUUCUGGCCCGUGAUCGGAUCACGCAACUCCUGCAUAUUUUUCAGAUGCUGUGAAAUCUCCUGUUCUACCACAUCCCCAAGGUGUUCUGUUAGAUUCAGGUUUGAACUCGCAGUCAUGUUCAUGAAGUCAUUUUUAACCCUUUUGAACCAGCAGGGAGCGGGUUCUUGAACCAGUUCCAUUCAGGAUGCUCAGGCCACGUUUUCACUAGUUUUGAGCAGAACUGUUGUAAAUAAGGAUGCGUGAUGAACGGAGGGUGUUGCACAAUUCACAGUGGGAGGAAACGGUAGUUGCGAGAUGGUAGUGGAUAUUGAUUUACCUGUGAGCUUUUGUUCUCUUAUUGCUGAUUUUUCCUGUCUUUUUUUUUUUUUUCAAAAAAUUUUUAUAUUAUUGGAGAUGUAAAUAUCCCAGAAACUCCAGUCCAGGUAAAUGGAACUGAACAGGCUUAACGUUGAGCAAUACAAGAUUUAUUCUUCCAAAUUGGAAUGAGAAACUCACAAAUUUUCAAUAUCCACAUCAAGUCGGGCGUCCAGCUCCUGCAAAACGCGCUGCAGCAUGUCUUUUGGUAACAGCCUUCCUCUUUAAAACGUGUCUAAAUCUGCAUCGCAGUUGGUACAUUUUUAGAAAAUUCUCUCAAAUACACGCUGCACAGGCUUGUUCGAGUGUACUCCAACACACCAACGCCUUUUCUUUUCCAGUGAAUGACAUUUUUCUAUACCUAAAAAGAAACUAUUUUGACAUCAAUCGAACGAGAAUUGGUAAAGUUAUUAGAUUGUGAACGGAGAUCAAGGUUUUUUUUGAAAUGCCCUGUACUUUCCAAACUAAUGAGACGGCCCCUGAUGUCAUCAUGGUUUGGGCUGGAAAAACCAGCCAUUAUUUUUGGUCGAAAUGCUCUGAAUGGUUCAAAAGAAAGGAACCCAGUUCCUGUUGGUGGAAACUGAGAUGACUUUGGUGUGGUAUCAGGGUGAAAGUAGCUACUAGAAGAUACUAAACUGUGGCUAUGAAGGGAAGCACAUGGUCAGCCACAAUAGGCCAUUUGCAGGAAUUGGUCACGUGUCAACUUUCCCCAAAGCAACAAGUCUGUGGUGGGUAAGCUAACUUGACAUUCCUUGACAAUCAUAAGAGUUUGACUGACUGGCGAUGCAAAGCAAUCCAUUUCUAUAAUAGCUGUUUUUACCUUUUUAACCUGAAUUUUCACGUGUACUUGGAAAAAGUUUGUGGUUUUAACGUCUGUCACAAGUUAAAACGAAUCAUUGGCUGUAAAAGGUUUUUUUUUUUUUAAGACUCAAGUUGGUCGAUUUCUCAAGUAUGUUUAACUUUCUCCUUUUCUACCUUUUUAAGUCAUACCUAAGAAAUCCGCCAUUUUGCACUGAAUUUCUUUCAGUGGUGACCAACUUGAGUCCAAAAAACUCUUUUACAGCCAAUGAUUCACUUUCACUUACGACAAAAGUUAAAACCACAAACUUUUUCUAAGUACACAAUUUCAGGUCAAAAAAAGACAGUAGAAAUGGCUUGCUUUGCAUCGCCAGUCAAACUCUUAUGGUUGGCAAGGAAUGUCAAGUUAGCUUGCCCACUACGGGUUUGUUGCUUUGGGGAAAAUUGACACGUGACCAAUUCCUGCUUAUGGCAUUUAAGUGAUAAUUUGAUUUGGUAUUAACAGGUCUAAAGUGUGCCAAGAAAACCAAUAUUCCCUACACCACCUCCACCAGCCUCGACUGUUGACCCAAGGUAAUUCUGGGCCAUAGAGUCAUGUUGUUGGUGCCAAAUUCAGACCCCAUCAUGUGUGCUUCAGGAGAAAGUAAGAUUCAUCAAAAGAAGCUGCGUUUAAGUCUUCAGCUGUCCAUUUUUGGCGAGCCCGUGCUGACUACAUCCUCAACUUUCUGUCCUUAGCUGACCAAAGUGGAACUCAACAUGGUCUUCUGCUAUUAUAGCCCUUCCACAUCAAGGUUUGAUGUCGUGUAUUCUAAGAUGCUUUUCUGCUCACCUCAAUUUUAUAGUGGUGAUCAGCGUUCCUGCAGUCUUUCAGUGAGCUCAGACCAGUCUAGGUAUUCACUUGUGACCUCUCAAGAACAUGUUUCUGGGUACAGGACACUUCCCCCACCUCAACUGGAUGUUCUUGAUUUUAGAAACUGUUGCUUGUGUGUGUGUGUGUGUGAAAAUCCCAGGAUAUGAGCAGUUAUAGAAAUACUCCAACUCUAUAAUCACACUGUCUAUUACCCAGAUGAGGAUGGGUUCCCUUUGGAGUCUGGUUCCCCGAGUCAUCGGAGGGAGUUUUUCCUUGCCACCGUCAUGCUCAUGGGGGAUAACAUGAAUUAAUUUAAGUCUUUUUAAUUUUCUGUAAAGCUGCUCUGUGACUGUCUUAUUAAAAGCAUGAUACAAAUAAACUUUGACCUCUUGAAA
Neoarius graeffei (lesser salmon catfish) is the source of this 3688-nucleotide messenger RNA. It is a transcript of the gene gosr2, whose product is annotated as golgi SNAP receptor complex member 2. Gene Ontology annotation, biological process: intra-Golgi vesicle-mediated transport; vesicle fusion. The coding region runs from base 153 to 791 and encodes 212 amino acids. The transcript has 6 exons. The record is from RefSeq and is a predicted model, not a curated record. Gene Ontology annotation, molecular function: SNAP receptor activity; SNARE binding. Gene Ontology annotation, cellular component: late endosome membrane; Golgi apparatus; SNARE complex. NCBI's taxonomy places the organism in Eukaryota, Metazoa, Chordata, Actinopteri, Siluriformes, Ariidae.